Messenger RNA from Xiphias gladius (swordfish), 702 nucleotides. RefSeq lists its product as uncharacterized. Bases 1 to 702 code for a protein of 233 amino acids. Lineage: Eukaryota; Metazoa; Chordata; Actinopteri; Istiophoriformes; Xiphiidae. The transcript has 2 exons. The record is from RefSeq and is a predicted model, not a curated record.
AUGGUUCGAGGAGUCUGUCUGGGAUUUUUUGAUUUAACACUGGUUUUCCUCCUGCUGUGCUCUGUCACAGUCUUGUUGCUGAUGGAUCACCGCAGAGAUGCAGAGGAUGACGAGGAGCUAAACAAAGCUAUUUUGGAAAUGCUACAUAUCAAUAAAGUGUCUGCGAGCCAUCAGGUCAAACCACAUCCCUACAUGAGGAGGGUCUAUCAGCGUCUGGACUCACUGGAGGCUCAAGACUUUGGGAGAUCAGAUGGAACGCUGGUGCAGAGUUUUCGGAGUGUUGUUGGCCCAGAUGAGGCUCCUCUAGGCUGGAUCUGGUUCAAUGUCAGCAGUUUGAACCCUUCCAUGCUGGGUGCAGAGUUGGUUCUGUUUAGAAAAACCCUCCAUCCCCAUCCCCUGAGUGUAACUGUCACCCUGCACAGUGUCACUGCUUCAAAGGGAGCUCUACAGGAGACUCCAGCUCUGGAGGAGAGACUACUGACUCUGGACCAGCGACCCUCAUCUGGAUAUGAUGUGUUUGAUGUGUCAGCUGUUCUGGCUAUGAAGCCUGUGGAGGUGGUGGGCUUUCAGCUGCGUUAUACAGACGAGAGUGGGAGUCUGGUCCUUCAUGAAGCCCUAACACAGAGACUGUACUGUCUGAGUAGAGGCUCUCUGAGUGAACCCUUACUGGUGCUUUACCAAGCACACCCCUUCCACAUCUAA